Molecule: messenger RNA, 1134 nt
Organism: Lichtheimia ornata
Lineage: Eukaryota; Fungi; Mucoromycota; Mucoromycetes; Mucorales; Lichtheimiaceae
Exons: 8
Coding region: 1-1134 (377 amino acids)
Biological process (GO): phosphatidylethanolamine biosynthetic process
Cellular component (GO): cytoplasm
Molecular function (GO): ethanolamine-phosphate cytidylyltransferase activity
Source: RefSeq, a predicted model, not a curated record
AUGAACACUCAUCAAACUGAAUCUCGUAAGCCUGUCAGAAUCUGGGUCGAUGGCUGCUUUGACAUGAUGCACUAUGGCCAUGCCAACGCUCUCCGUCAGGCCAAGGCUAUGGGUGAUUAUCUUGUUGUUGGUGUUCAUUCUGAUGCCGAGAUUACCAAGAACAAAGGCCCUACUGUGAUGCGUGAAGAAGAACGCUAUGCUGCCGUAGCAGCUUGCAAGUGGGUCGAUGAAGUCGUGCCUGAUGCACCUUAUUUUACCACCGUCGACGUUCUCCGCAAGCACAACAUUGACUUUUGUGUCCAUGGUGACGAUAUCACUACGAUGGCUGAUGGUACCGAUUGCUAUCAAGCUGUCAAGGAUGCUGGUCUUUAUCGUGAAUGCAAGCGUACCCAAGGUGUAUCAACCACGGAAUUGGUGGGCCGUAUGUUGCUGAUGACUCGUGAUCAUCACAAGCGUCGCAUGUCAGCUGGUGCAUCAUCGCUUUCAAGCUUCAACUCGGAAGAUUUGGGUUCCUUUAGUCGUGGUACUCGUCGCACUACCGUCUCGCACUUUUUGCCUACUUCCAAGCGCAUUGUCCAAUUCUCUGAAGGUCGUGAGCCUGCUGAGAAUGAUAAGGUCGUCUAUGUCGAUGGUGCAUUUGAUCUCUUCCAUGUUGGUCAUAUCGAAUUCUUAAAGCGUGCCAAAGCUUUGGGUGACUUUUUGGUUGUGGGUGUACACGAUGAUCAGACUGUCAAUGCUAUCAAGGGUGCCAACCAUCCUUUGAUGAACCUUCACGAACGUGCUCUUAGUGUGCUUGCUUGCAAGUAUGUCGACGAAGUUAUUAUUGGUGCUCCUUACAGUGUGACCGAGGACGUGCUCAACAAGGAGUACAAGGUGCAUGUCGUAGCUCACGGCAACACAGCUACGGAACCUGAUUUGGAUGGAUCGGACGCUUAUGAGCUUCCCAAGCAACGUGGCAUCUAUGUUGAAAUUGAAAACCCCAACUCGACCCUUACGACUCAGGGCAUCAUUGAUCGUAUCAUUGAGAACCGCUUUGUCUUUGAAGAACGACAACGUAGAAAGGGCGCCAAAGCAGCUAUCGAGGCUGAAAAGGAAGCCAUUGAAAAGAAUGCCAAGGCCACUGCCGCACAAUAA